This is a messenger RNA of Varanus komodoensis (Komodo dragon), 4212 nucleotides long. It is a transcript of the gene FAM135B, whose product is annotated as family with sequence similarity 135 member B. The record is from RefSeq and is a predicted model, not a curated record. The transcript has 19 exons. NCBI's taxonomy places the organism in Eukaryota, Metazoa, Chordata, Lepidosauria, Squamata, Varanidae. Bases 1 to 4212 code for a protein of 1403 amino acids.
AUGUCGGAGGUCCAGGGAACUGUCGACUUUUCUGUGGAGCUGCACAAAUUCCAUAAUGUGGAUCUCUUCCAGAGAGGGUAUUACUUGGUGCAUGCAAGUCUGAAAGUUCCAUCCAGGAUCCCACAUAGACUGUUGACAACAAUCGUGGAACAAGCAGGGGACUCAAUCCUUUGCUCAGCCUGCGUCCAUGAGAACAGUGUCUACAGCAGAGUUUUUCAGAUCUUGUACAGGAACGAAGAGAUUGUCAUGAAUGAAUCCAUGAACUUCAGAGUUCACCUUCUCCUGGAUGGUGAGAGGGCAGAAGAGGCACUCAGUGAAGCAGAUUUUCAACUCAAGCUGGACCUGCACUUUACAGACAGUGGACAAAUGCUGAGGGACGUCACAGCUAUCCCAGUGAUAAGCAGCCGCACCUUGGGGCUUCACUUCCACCCGAGGCAAGGCCUGCACCACCAUGUGCCCGUCAUGUUUGACUAUUUCCAUCUGUCGGCCAUCUCCGUCACCCUGCACGCCUCUCUGGUGGCUUUGCAUCAGCCCCUGAUCAGCUUUACUCGUCCAGGGAAGGGAUCUUGGCUUGGAAAAAGCAGCUUGGAAAUGGGACCAGAUCUGACGGGGAUGUCACUGGAGACACUGGUGUUUGGAGCUGGCUACUGCAAGCCCACUGCUUCAGAGGGCAGUUUUUAUGUACCAUCUGAAAAUUGCAUGCAGCAUGCACACAAGUGGCAUAAGGACCUUUGCUUCCUCCUGUUGAAUGCAUAUAAAGGACUUCAUGUCUACUAUGCCCUCGUCAGUAAGGAGAUUCCCAGCUUGCCUCAGCUGAAGUUAGAAGAGCUUGCUGUGGAAGAGACGCUUUCACAACUCUCUGCAGAGCUGCAGAUGCUGAACAAUCCAGAAAAGAUAGCUGAACAGAUCAGCAAAGAUCUUGCUUGGCUCUGCUCCCAUCUUUUGUCUCUCUGGACCCAGUUUCUGGAGAUCGUAACCCUGCACCCAGAUGUCACAGCCUAUCUUGUCCAUGAGCAUCACACUCUGCGGGUUAGAAGAUUCUCUGAGGCUUUCUUUUAUGCUGAACAUCAAAAGCUUGCUGUGUUGACUUUCCAGGAAAGCCUUAUCCAGCGUCAUAACCAGGUUUCAUCGGAGGUCCGGAACUCUGAGUACCUUACCAGUCUGCCACCCCUCCCCGUAGAGUGCCUAGACAUAGACGGAGACUGGGGCACGCUGCCCAUUAUUUUUGAAGACCGAUAUGUAGAUUUCCCCUACAAAGUUCAGGACUUAGACAUUUUGUCGGACUAUGUGGUUUCUGCUGUGGACAAUUCACAAGUGGACUUAGAGCAAGAUGGGGAUUCUUCCUCAAACAACGAUACUGAUUUAGCAAAGAGAGAUUUCAGGAACAUCGCCCCAUUCAUCAUCCAUACAGACAGGAUCAAUGGGAAAUACAUGUAUCAAGUCAGCUGUCCCAAAGAAGAAGACAGUCUGCUUGAGACUUGCAAGGAUUACUCCACAACUCAGGUACAUGCAAGGAAUGGAGGUGUCCAGUCGUGUGCUGAUCAGGCAGAGUUGGCUAAUAAUGCUAUGUCUGGUUUGCAAUCAGAUCUUGUGAAAGAUACUUCAGAAAGCCUUAAAACACAGAUGAAGCUUUCAGAAAGCAAUGAUCCAUACAAAGCAGAGAUGGCAUCUUUGGACAUGAAGUCAAUGUGCAAUAAUGCUGGCCAAAGAGAAGCAAUGCUGGUCAUGACCACUCUGUGUGAAAGUGACACCUAUGGAUGUCCCAAACUUUUGGAUGGGAGUGAAGCACCUAAAAAGGAUCAAUAUCGGUCUCCUCUCCCUUCAGAGACACUCACCAUGAAUGACCAAAGGGGCCAUGAGAAAGCAGUGGAUCCAUACAGUGACUGUGUAUUGCCCGCACAAAGGACAUUUGAGGGAAAUGACCAUUUUGGCUCCUUGAACCAAAUCCAAGAUGUUGAGGAUGCCAAGUCUUUUCAGAAGGACCAACAGGUUCUGGAGUGUGAGGAGUUUAGCUUGACAUCAGGGGGCAUUAAGAGAUCUUCAUCUCUAAUUUCAGACUCAGGAAUUGAAAGUGAGCCUAGCUCAGUCGCUUGGUCCGAUGCACGGAGCAAGGCCUUGGAGUUGCCCACUGAUCGAGAGAUGCUUCACCAGCUUGUCAGAAGACAUGCAAUCCACCGGAACUCUCUAGAGGGUGGACACACUGAAAGCAAUACCAGUUUGCCCAGUGGCAUACAAGCCUCUCUUACAUCAAUAAGCUCCCUGCCAUAUGAGGAGGAAGAGCGGGAAGUGGAACCCAACAAGCUGACAAAAUCUAUCUCAGCACCGCAGAUCAGUAGCCCUGAGGAGCCUGACACAGAUAUAUCUAAGCAGGUCAAAGCUGUCUCUAAAGUAGCCGAGGAUCAGUAUGUGGAAAUAGGGAUCAUCAGGGUGGUACCAAGUGAAAACAUUUCCACUUGCCAGACUGGAAGAGAAACUGGAAGGCUGCAGCUGUCAGCUGUUACUGAAGUGCAUCCUAAUUCUGAUUUUGAACAUACAGGGGACUUACCAGAACCUGUCAAAGGCUUUCCAGAGAUUGACUUUCACUUGGAAGCAGCAGGAGAACAUAUACGUCUAAAUCAAACUCGGGAUCUAGAUGAAUCCCGUUUGCCAAAGGGAAAACAGGAGACCCGCUUGGAAAGGGUGGAUGACGACAUGGACACAGAAGCUGCUCAUCUUGAUGAGUGCAGUAAGGAGGCAAAUUUACAGAAAGGCCAUAGUUCGUAUUCCACAAAUGUUGAGGGUUUCUCAGAUGGUAAGAACCAUGCAGCAGAGUUUUCUUACGUCAUCCCUGCCUCAUCAGAGCUGGCAUCUGAAGCUCUCUCCACAGUGGGGCACUGUGGAAGCCCUCUUCCCAAUAGUCAACUGCCAUGUGGUGGAGGAAUUCCCAAUUUACAAGAAAUUGAACUGGACAACAGAUCUGGGAGUGGAGCCUAUGAUGCUGAGCCAGAAAACCAAGAGUGCCAAAUUGGGACCAGCACGCCAGGAUUCUAUCCUGUGGUGCCAGAGGCAUUGGUGUUGGAGGGCAAAAAGGCAAUUGAAGUGGUAAACUUAUCUGUAUCCUGUACAGCCACAUGCCUCCCCUUUUCUUCACUUUUGAAAGAGAAUCCACCUGUAGCUGGCUUCUCCUCCAAGCAGGUCACAUCUCCUAUCACACGCCAGCCAGUGGGCUCCUUCGGAGUCAUCUCCUGUGAACCUAAUGAUGGGGCUGAAGAAGCCAAUGAAAGAAUGCUCAGUUUUUAUCAGGCCAAAGAAACAUUUAAAAAGGAACUGAAGAUUGAAGGAUUUCUGUACAGUGACUUAUCCGUACUAGCUUCUGAUAUCCCAUAUUUUCCACCAGAGGAAGAGGAAGAAAAUUUGGAAGAUGGGAUUCACCUCGUGGUCUGCGUCCACGGGUUGGAUGGUAACAGUGCGGAUCUCCGACUGGUAAAAACAUUCAUAGAGCUGGGCCUCCCUGGAGGAAAACUUGACUUCCUGAUGUCAGAGAGGAACCAGACAGACACUUUUGCAGACUUUGAUACAAUGACUGACAGAUUAUUGGAUGAAAUUAUUCAGCACAUUCAGUUGUACAAUUUGUCAAUAUCACGAAUAAGUUUUAUUGGCCACUCCCUUGGGAACGUCAUUAUUCGUUCAGUAUUAACCCGGCCCAGGUUCCGGUAUUACCUCAGCAAGCUGCACACCUUCCUGUCCCUCUCUGGGCCUCAUCUCGGAACAUUGUACAACAGCAGUGCUUUAGUUAGUACAGGCUUGUGGCUCAUGCAGAAGCUCAAAAAAUCUGGGUCACUUUUGCAGCUGACAUUCAGGGACAAUGCAGAUCUGCGAAAGUGUUUCCUUUACCAGCUCAGCCAAAAAACAGGUCUUCAGUAUUUCAAAAAUGUUGUUCUCGUGGCCUCACCCCAAGACCGUUAUGUACCAUUUCAUUCCGCAAGAAUAGAGAUGUGUAAAUCUGCACUGAAAGACAGGCAUACAGGUCCUGUGUAUGCUGAGAUGAUCAACAACCUCCUCCGUCCAGUCGUAGGAGCAAAGGACUGCACUUUAAUCCGCCAUGAUGUGUUCCACGCCUUGCCAAACACAGCCAACACACUGAUCGGAAGGGCUGCACACAUAGCGGUACUGGAUUCUGAGCUAUUCCUGGAGAAAUUUUUCCUUGUGGCUGGACUCAACUAUUUCAAAUAG